Molecule: messenger RNA, 2148 nt
Organism: Aspergillus homomorphus CBS 101889
Lineage: Eukaryota; Fungi; Ascomycota; Eurotiomycetes; Eurotiales; Aspergillaceae
Product: signal recognition particle receptor subunit alpha
Exons: 3
Coding region: 67-2010 (647 amino acids)
Biological process (GO): SRP-dependent cotranslational protein targeting to membrane
Cellular component (GO): endoplasmic reticulum membrane; signal recognition particle receptor complex
Molecular function (GO): ATP hydrolysis activity; signal recognition particle binding; GTP binding
Source: RefSeq, a predicted model, not a curated record
CCUCAUCAUCAACCCUCCAACUCGAUUAUUACAUCACGCAGCAAACAACUUAUAGCACCUCCGAAAAUGUUGGAAGCCUUCGAGAUUCUUGACGCCUCCGGCUUAGUCCUUUGGUCAAAGUCGUACGCCCCCGUUGGCGCCCACGUGGUCAACAGCCUUAUCAAUGAUGUUUUCAUCGAGGAGAAAUCCCAGCUGCAAGGGCCAAACAACACAUCGCCGGCAUUCAGAAAGGAGAAGUAUACUUUAAAAUGGAAGAGGGUCAAAGAGUUCAAUCUUAUCUUUGUGGCCGUUUACCAGUCACUCCUACAACUGGGCUGGAUCGACAAACUCCUCGACAAUAUCGCUACCCUGUAUAUUGACUUGUACAAAGAUCAACUGCGAAGCGCUCGCGCAAGGGUGAUAGAAUAUCCCUUUGACAAAUACUUUGACCAACAAGUGCGAGAACUUGAGGGCAGCUCGGGGCCUGUCGCAUCGGAGAGUCAUGUGGCGAAUGCGGUUGUCAAGAAAGAUCCGCUUGUUUCGUCUGACAAUGGGGGCCCACCACCACCAUCGGUCCCUGGCCUUCUUAAAGCGCAGCAACAAGCUGCGCUCGGCGUGGUCACCUCAGACGAGGGUACGCCACCCCAGACUCCAGAUACAUCAAGGUCGACAACGCCCGUUGCCGGCCACCUCCUUGCCGCCAAGCUAGGCCCCGGAGGCCGUAUGUCGCGCCGCGGACGCAAGGCCGCUAAUUCCAGCGCCAAUGCCUCAUCCGGGGAUGAGAAGGGUCGGAAGGAAAGGACACCGAAGAGUGGGAAGAAGAUGCGUCGGUGGGAUGCGGAUGGUUUCGCCGAUGAAGACGAUGGUCGCAUCCUGGACUACUCGGCUCCGGCCGACGGUGAGGAGGUACAGGUGCCGGCGGUGGAGGCUGUCUCUGAAGAAUCCUGGGGCCGGAGAACUGGUAAAGGCCAGUUCGUGCUUAAGGAUCUCGGAGACGAAGUCCACUCGAUUCUUGAGAGUGCGGAGAGCGCGAAAUCUAAGGAAGCUGCUUCUUCCGGUCUCGUUGGCUCGGGCUUCAAUGCCAUCGGUGGCCUCCUACGCAACAUUGUCGGCGGUAAAGUUUUGACGGAAGCUGAUCUGGACAAGCCUUUGAAGACCAUGGAAGAUCAUCUCCUGAAGAAGAACGUUGCGCGGGAAGCGGCAGUCCGGCUUUGCGACGGUGUCAAGCGGGAGCUCAUCGGGAAGAAGACGGGCAACUUCCAAAGUGUAGAUGCAGCCCUGCGUUUGGCCAUGGAAUCCUCUCUACGGAAGAUCCUGACACCAACCUCCUCUCUCGACCUUCUUCGUGAGAUUGAUGCCGUCACAUCACCUACGGCCAAGCUAGCCACUCCCCGCCCAUAUGUCAUUUCCAUUGUUGGGGUCAAUGGUGUUGGAAAAUCCACCAACCUUGGAAAGAUUUGUUACUUCUUGCUGCAGAACAACUAUCGUGUUCUGAUCGCGGCCUGUGACACUUUCCGGUCCGGAGCAGUGGAGCAGCUCCGUGUUCAUGCCCGAAAUCUCAAGGAACUCAGCCAGCGUGAGAAUGCCGGUGAAGUGGAACUGUACGAGAAGGGUUACGGCAAGGACGCAGCGAACGUGGCCAAGGAUGCCGUAGAAUACGGUGCAGCCAACAAUUUCGAUGUUGUUUUGAUCGAUACCGCCGGUCGUCGUCACAACGACCAACGUCUGAUGUCCUCUUUGGAAAAAUUCGCCAAGUUUGCUAAGCCCGAUAAGAUUUUCAUGGUUGGUGAGGCGCUCGUCGGUACGGACAGCGUCAUGCAGGCUCGCAACUUCAACCAGGCCUUUGGCACGGGAAGAAACCUUGACGGCUUCAUUAUCAGUAAAUGCGAUACUGUUGGUGACAUGGUGGGCACUCUUGUCAGCAUGGUUCAUGCGACGGGCAUUCCCAUCGUUUUCCUGGGUGUGGGCCAGCACUAUGGUGAUUUGCGAGGACUUAGUGUUCCUUGGGCUGUCAAUUUGCUGAUGAAGUGAUUUAUUAUGCGAGUUGCAUUAUACCGCUCGGAUGAUAUUAUUAUGGCUACUUUUUUUUUGAAUGAUUAUGGUUCCAAAUUUAGGACACCAAUGCUCUCAGAGUAUGCACUUAUGCCUUUGCAAGGCCUUCUCCGAAAC